CUCACAGCUCUGCGGCGUUAUCGCAUUUUUGAUCAAUCGCCACAGCCGCAAACAAGUUGCGAUUUUAGUUGAUUUAAAUUUAGAGGCAAAAAGAAAGAAGGAACAGGCUGCAGGACAUGGAGAAAGUGGCGCCGCGCAUCAAGGUGCUGGAGGAGGCGUUUGACGGCAAUGGUAACGGAUGCGGCAGCGUGGAGGCCACCCAAUCGGCCAUUUUGAAAGUGCUGACGCGGGUGAACCGCUUCCAGGUGCGCGCCCGCAAGCACAUCGAUGAUAACUACGUGGAGUUCAUGCCCAACCACACCUCGCCGGACACUUACCUGGAGGAGUCGGCCUCCCUGACCCGGGAAAUCCACGAUCUUCUGGAGACGGUGGGCUCCGAGGGCUUGGGCGCCUUGGACGAGGCGAAUGCCAAGUUGGCGGACAGCGGCAGGCAGCUGCGGGAGAUCCUGUUGGGCCUGAGAGUCAGCGAGCAUGUGCUCAAGAUCGACGAUUUGUUCCGGUGCGUGGAGGAGGCCAAGACUACCAAGGAUUUCCUGGUUACCCUGGACCUGGUGGGUCGUUUGUGGGAGUUCAUCUACGGCGACGACUCGUCGGUGGCCACGCCCGAGGUGCGACGCAUCUUCAAUACUCUCGAUUGCUACGAGACAUGCAAGGUGAAGUACCAUUGUCAGGCCUACCUGCUGGAGCAGAGCCUCCAAGAGCGCUUCGAUCGGCUGGUGCAGCUGCAGUGCAAAUCAUUCCCCACAUCGCGCUGCGUCACGCUACAGGUGAGCCGGGAUCAGGCGCAGCUGCAGGACAUCGUGCAGGCCCUCUUCCAGGAGCACUACAAUCCCGCGCGCCUCUGCGAAUUCCUGAUGGACAACUGCAUCGAGCCGCUGAUCCUUCGGCCGGUGAUGGCCGAGUACAGCGAAGAUGUGGACGGUGGCUCCCACGUCCGGCUAUCGCUCUCGUACGCCACCAAAGAGCCCAGCUCUGCCCAGCUGCGCCCUAACUACAAACAGGUCUUGGAUCACUUUCGACUGCUGCUGCAAACGCUGGCCGGCAUCAACAGUAGUGUGUCCCGCGAGAAGCAUGUGUUCAGCAUCAUUGGCGAUCAUGUCAAGGACAAGAUGCUGCAGCUACUGGUGGAUGAGUGCCUAAAACCAGCCGUGCCCGAGACCAUGGAGGAGUAUCAGUCCUCAACGCUGUGCGAAGAUGUGACUCAGUUCGAGCAGCUGCUGGCGGACUCGUUCCUCAUCAAUCCCGAGCAGGAUCGCGCACUGGGCCAGUUCGUCGAGCAGUACGAGACCUACUACCGCAACCGACUGUUUAGUCGGGUUCUGGAAACGGCGCGCGAGAUCAUCCAGCGGGAUCUGCAGGACAUGGUGCUGGUGGCGCCCAACAACCUAUCCACCGAAGUGGCGAGCGAUCCCUUCCUCUUUCCACGCUGCAUGAUCUCCAAGAGUGCACAGGACUUCGUCAAACUGAUGGACCGCGUCGUGCGCCAACCCACCGAAAAACAGGGCGAGGACGGAGCCGAUCCUCUGGCCGGCAUCGUGUCCGUCAUGCUGCACACCUAUAUCAAUGAAGUGCCCAAGGUGCACCGCAAGCUGCUCGACAGUAUUCCACAGCAGGCGGUGCUGUUCCACAACAAUUGCUUGUACAUGACCCACUGGGUGGCCCAGCAUGCCGACAAGCGCAUCGAAAGUAUGGCGGCGCUGGCCAAAACGCUACAGGUCACCGGCCAACAGCACUUCCGCGUGCAGGUCAACUACCAGGCCUCCAUUUUGAUGGAUAUCAUGCAGGGCUUCGAGUUCGAGAGCCCGCACACGCUGGGCUCCAAUCCGCUAAAGCUGGUGCGCCAGUGCCUCCGCCAGCUGGAGCUGCUGAAGAACGUGUGGGCCAAUGUGCUCCCGGAGACGGUGUACAAUGCCACCUUCUGCGAGCUGAUCAACACCUUUGUCGCCGAGCUGAUCCGCCGCGUGCUCACGCUGCGCGACAUUUCCGCCACGAUGGCCUGCGAGCUGAGCGACCUUAUCGACGUGGUGCUGCAGCGGGCGCCCACCCUCUUCCGCGAGCCGAACGAAGUGGUCCAGGUCUUCAGCUGGCUGAAACUGCAGCAGCUGAAGGCCAUGAUGAACGCCUCGCUCAAGGAGAUCACGGAGCUGUGGUGCGACGGCGCUGGUCCGCUGACUGCCAGCUACAAGUCGGACGAGAUCCGGCACCUAAUCCGGGCGCUCUUCCAGGACACGGAUCGUCGGGCUAAGGCCAUGACCCAAAUUGUUUAAGCUUCCCACUAGAAUGGAUGGGUUUUUGGCGAAAAAAUAGUAGUGAUGUGAGGAACCAAAAUGGAAUUGGAAUUGAUGAAAUAUCACUUUUGUAGAUUAUUAUUAUUACGAUUAUUUUGCGAAGGAGGAGUGGUGAUGUCAGGUGUCAACUUAUUUUGCUUACAAAAUGUGAAUGUGAAUUGAUUAAAUAUCACUUUUAAAGAUUAUUAUUAUUAAU
Drosophila gunungcola (fruit fly) is the source of this 2484-nucleotide messenger RNA. It is a transcript of the gene Zw10, whose product is annotated as centromere/kinetochore protein zw10. NCBI's taxonomy places the organism in Eukaryota, Metazoa, Arthropoda, Insecta, Diptera, Drosophilidae. Gene Ontology annotation, biological process: endoplasmic reticulum to Golgi vesicle-mediated transport; mitotic cell cycle; mitotic spindle assembly checkpoint signaling. Bases 117 to 2267 code for a protein of 716 amino acids. The record is from RefSeq and is a predicted model, not a curated record. The transcript is spliced from 2 exons. Gene Ontology annotation, cellular component: nucleus; chromosome, centromeric region; RZZ complex.